Triticum dicoccoides is the source of this 4912-nucleotide messenger RNA. Its product is annotated as DNA topoisomerase 2-like. The record is from RefSeq and is a predicted model, not a curated record. The coding region runs from base 69 to 4604 and encodes 1511 amino acids. Gene Ontology annotation, cellular component: nucleus. NCBI's taxonomy places the organism in Eukaryota, Viridiplantae, Streptophyta, Magnoliopsida, Poales, Poaceae. The transcript has 20 exons. Gene Ontology annotation, molecular function: ATP binding; DNA topoisomerase type II (double strand cut, ATP-hydrolyzing) activity; DNA binding. Gene Ontology annotation, biological process: DNA topological change; resolution of meiotic recombination intermediates; sister chromatid segregation.
CAGCCCCCCACACCCAAAUCCCCAGCCGCUAGCCAGCGCGCACGCCGCCUCGGCGCGCGCACGCCGCCAUGGCGCCCGCCGCGAAGAAGCCCCCGCUCAAGUCCAGCUCCUCGCACAACUCCGCCGCGGGGGACGCCGCCGGGGGGAAGACCAUCGAGGAGACCUACCAGAAGAAGACGCAGCUGGAGCACAUCCUGCUGCGCCCGGACACCUACGUCGGCUCGGUGCAGAAGCACACGCAGCCGCUCUGGGUCUACGAGGGCGGCGCCAUGGUGCACCGCCCCGUCGCCUACGUCCCCGGCCUCUACAAGAUCUUCGACGAGAUCCUCGUCAACGCUGCGGACAACAAGCAGCGCGACCCCUCCAUGGACUCCCUCAAGGUCGACAUCGACGUCGGCGGCUGCUGCAUCUCCAUCUACAACAACGGGGACGGCGUGCCCGUCGAGAUCCACCAGGAGGAGGGCGUCUACGUGCCCGAGCUCAUCUUCGGCCACCUCCUCACCAGCAGCAACUACGACGACAACGAGCGCAAGACCACCGGCGGCAGGAACGGCUACGGCGCCAAGCUCGCCAACAUCUUCUCCACCGAGUUCGUCAUCGAGACCGCCGAUGGGCGCCGGCAGAAGAGGUACCGUCAGGUUUUCUCUGAUAACAUGGGGAAGAAGUCGGAGCCUGAGAUUAAGAAGUGCAAGCAGUCAGAGAACUGGACCAAAGUUACCUUCAAGCCUGACCUUGCAAAGUUCAACAUGACCGAGCUCGAAGCUGAUGUGGUGGCACUCAUGAUGAAGCGAGUAGUUGAUAUGGCAGGCACCCUUGGCAAAACGGUGAAGGUUGAGUUGAACGGCGAGAGGGUGGGAGUAAAAGGAUUCUCAGAUUAUGUGCAACUGUAUAUCGACUCUGCUUCCAAAGAAGGCAUCGAGCUACCAAGAAUUUACCAGAAGGUAAAUGAUCGUUGGGAGGUGUGUGUGAGUCUAAGUGAAGGCCAGUUCCAGCAGGUCAGUUUUGUAAACGGAAUUGCAACCAUAAGAGGUGGAACUCACGUUGACUACGUCGCGAACCAAAUUGCCAGCCAUGUGAUGGGCGUUGUGAACAAGAAGAACAAGCAGGCUAACAUGAAGUUGCAUACAGUGAAGGGCUACCUAUGGGUAUUUGUUAAUGCGCUCAUUGACAACCCUGCAUUUGAUUCACAGACCAAAGAGACCUUGACGACUCGUCAAGCAAGCUUUGGGUCCACAUGCGAGCUCUCUGAAGAGUUCCUUAAGAAGGUCUCUGGCUCGGGUGUUGUUAGCAAUCUCCUUUCUUGGGCCGAGUUCAAACUAAACAAGGAACUGAAGAAGACUGAUGGAACCAAGAAGACAAGUAUUGUUGGCAUCCCUAAGCUGGAGGAUGCAAAUGACGCUGGUGGGAAGAACUCUGACAAGUGCACCUUGAUCCUUACCGAGGGAGAUUCAGCAAAGGCUCUAGCAAUGGCUGGUAUAGGUGUAGUAGGAAGGGACCACUAUGGCGUGUUUCCUCUCAGGGGUAAAUUAUUAAAUGUGAGAGAAGCAAGCCAUAAGCAGCUCAUGGAGAAUGCAGAGAUCCAGAAUAUAAAGAAAAUAUUAGGUCUGCAGCAUGAAAAGAAGUACGAUAGUACGAAGGGCUUGAGAUACGGCCACCUCAUGAUAAUGACAGAUCAGGACCAUGAUGGUUCCCACAUCAAAGGGUUGCUGAUCAAUUUCAUUCACAAAGAGUGGCCAUCUCUCCUCAAAGUUCCUUCUUUCUUGGUUGAGUUCAUCACUCCAAUUAUCAAGGCAACCAAGGGCAAAGCUGUCAAGGCAUUUUACUCUAUGCCAGACUAUGAAGCAUGGAAAGAGAGCUUAGGUGGAAAUGCAAGUUCGUGGACUAUAAAGUACUACAAGGGGCUGGGAACCAGCACAGCUCAAGAAGGUCGGGAUUACUUUGAAGAUAUUACCCAUCACAAGAAAGAUUUUGUCUGGGCAGAUGACAAAGAAGAUGGUGAGGCUAUUGAGUUAGCAUUCAGCAAGAAAAAGAUUGCUGAGAGAAAGGACUGGCUGACCAACUAUCAGCCUGGAACUUGCCUUGACCAACGGGAGAAACGCAUCAAGUACAGUGAUUUUAUCAACAAAGAGCUGAUUCUCUUCUCGAUGGCAGACCUUGAACGGUCAAUACCUUCAAUGGUCGAUGGCUUUAAACCAGGACAGAGGAAGAUUUUGUUUUGCUCGUUCAAGAAGAAUUUGGUUAAAGAAUCAAAGGUGGCACAGUUUAUUGGUUAUGUGUCAGAACACUCAGCAUACCACCAUGGUGAGCAGAGUCUAGCAAGCACAAUUAUAGGAAUGGCUCAGGAUUUUGUUGGCAGCAAUAAUAUCAAUCUUUUGGAGCCCCGUGGCCAGUUUGGUACCAGGAAUGCGGGGGGCAAAGAUGCUGCUAGUGCUAGGUACAUCUUCACCAGAUUACAACCUAUCACCCGCUUAAUUUUCCCAAAGGAUGAUGAUGUUCUUCUGAACUAUUUGAAUGAAGAUGGGCAGUCAAUUGAACCCAGUUGGUAUAUGCCAAUCAUUCCCAUGGUUUUGGUCAAUGGAAGUGAAGGCAUUGGCACUGGGUGGAGCACCUAUGUCCCAAACUACAAUCCAAGAGACAUUAUUGCUAAUCUGAAAAGGUUGCUAAAUAACGAGACUAUCGUACCAAUGGUUCCUUGGUACAGGGGGUUCAAGGGCUCUUUGAAGGAGACAAGUUCAAAGGCAACUGGUGUGACAUAUACCAUCACUGGUGUUAUAGAGGAAGUUGCUGACACCAGGCUUAAAAUUACUGAGCUUCCCGUCCGCCGCUGGACUACAGAUUACAAAGAAUUUCUUGAAUCCAUGUGUCCUAUUCCUAUUAAGGAAAAGGAAAAGAGCAAGGACAAGAACAAGGACAAGAAGAAGGAAAAGGAUAAGGACAAGGAAAAGGAGAAGGAAAAGAGCAAGGAACCACCAUUGUUAGAGGAAAUAAGGUCGCAGUGUGAUCAUGCGGAUGUAGAUUUUGAGCUUAUCCUGACAGAGCAAAACAUGAAUAUAGCCAAGCAAGAAGGCCUUGAGAAGAAAUUCAAGCUGACUACCACAAUAGGAACAACAAACAUGCACUUAUUUGACUCAAAUGGUAAAAUCCGAAAAUAUGACACCCCAGAGGACGUACUUAAAGAGUUCUUUGAUUUGAGGCUCGACUUCUAUGUCAGACGAAAGAAAGUAAUGUUGGAAAACAUGGGGAUUGAGUUGCUCAAGUAUAAGAACAAAGUUAGGUUUAUUCUUGCUGUUAUUUCUGGGGACAUCAUAGUCAAUAACAGGAAGAGGGCAGAGCUAUUCCUGGAGCUGAAGCAGAAGAAAUAUGAUCCUUUCCCAAAGAAAAAACCCACGGCUGAGCCAGUUGCUGUAGGAUCUACAGAAGUAGAUGAAGAAAAUGAUGAGGGUCCUGUUGAGGCAGCAGCAAGUGAUUAUGAGUAUCUUCUCGCAAUGUCUAUUGGUACCUUGACUAUGGAGAAGGUGAAGGAGCUCAUCGCGCAGCAGGAUAAGGUAGAGGAAGAUCUGAAUAUCCUGAGUAAUACAGAGCCAAAUACUCUUUGGCUGAGAGACCUUGAUGCUCUUGAGAAGGAACUGGAUGCGCUUGAUGCAAAACUUGAAGCUGAGCAGAAUGACAGAUCACGCAAGCGCGCCAAAAACGCGAAGGAAUCUAAUGCAGCACCCAAGAGACAGCCUAAGAAGGCUGCGGCCAAGUCUCAGAAGGUACAGAGUAACACAACUGAUACAUUUCUUGAGUUGCAAUACUGGUUGCCCUUCACUGAUAAAACAAUCAAAAUUUUCAAGGCAAAUUUGGCUGGGAGCGACGAUGAAGAUUUUGAACCACCGAAUCCGAAACCUGCAGCGCAAAAGAAGAAACCAGCACCCAAGAAGGCAAGUGCACCGGUGAAAGAUGAAGAGGACGACGAAGUGGCUCAUCUCAAAGACCGUCUGGCCGCUUAUAAUCUUGACGACUCCUCUCCAGAACCUAGUGCCAUGGAAACAGAAGAACAGCAGAAGGCAAAGAAAGGGAGGAACGGACCAAGCAAGAGAGGCGCAGCGAAGAAGGCCAUGUCAUCCCUAGCUGAGUCCGAUGACGAAGACAUGGCAGAGCCCCACCAUGAGAGCGAGGGUGGGGAGUCUUCCAUGGAACUUGAGAAGAAGACCAAGGGAAGAAAGCCUGCUGCUGAGAAGCCGAAGGCUACCACCAUCAGGAAGAGGGCGCCGGCUCAGAGCAAAGUCAUGAAGCAGAAAGUGAUGGAGGAAAUACUCAAGCCUACUGAUGACAGCAACCUCAGCGCUCCUUCCCCUGAGAAGAAGGUCCGCAGGAUCAGGUCCUCCCCCUUCAACAAGAAGAGUGGCUCGCUUCUGCAGAGAGCGGCGAGCGCUUCAACAGGGGCAGAAGAUGCCGAGGCUCCUCCUUCCGGCAGCUCUGCUGAGCCGGUUGCACCGAGAAGGACAGUAAGGGAGAGGAAGGUGACGGUAGUCUACGCGGAUUCUGGGAGCGAAGAUGAUGAGUCCGAGGAUGAAGAUGCGUCGGAGCCGAGCGAAUCUGACUACUCCGGUGAGGACUAGAGUACUAGACUCGUUGGCUCAGCUGCUCCAAACAGUGUGUGGAAUUGGAGUGCAGUGUGACUGGUUUCUAAGACAUUUGGUUAGCUGAUCUCAUGUGUUGGUGCUUUGCUCAGGUGCAUUUCUUGUGCGUCUUAUGUUUAUGUUAGAUGUGUGUACUGAUGUCACAAGAAGGUUUGGAAGCUAUGUGUUGUUGCUUACAGUUUCUCCAUGGCUUCUGUUCCUACUUAGUCUGUGAGCUUGUAUCGUUGUUCAGUCUAAGAGUUUGUUUGUAUCUGUCUUAUUCUACAGUCAAUUUUUUCAUCAUUCCA